Messenger RNA from Micropterus salmoides (largemouth bass), 2103 nucleotides. Its product is annotated as homer protein homolog 3-like. Bases 443 to 925 code for a protein of 160 amino acids. Lineage: Eukaryota; Metazoa; Chordata; Actinopteri; Centrarchiformes; Centrarchidae. The transcript has 6 exons. Gene Ontology annotation, biological process: regulation of store-operated calcium entry; G protein-coupled glutamate receptor signaling pathway. The record is from RefSeq and is a predicted model, not a curated record. Gene Ontology annotation, cellular component: postsynaptic density; cytoplasm; dendrite. Gene Ontology annotation, molecular function: G protein-coupled glutamate receptor binding.
GUGAUCUGGCACAGAGGCGGGAGGGGAGCACAGCACAAGUCCUGGAAGAGGUUUGAGCCAAAAGCAGUCUGCUGCCCGACUUUCAUCGACAUUCCUCCGUCUGUCGGGCUCGCAGAGCUGAGCCAAACGGUUCACGGUGCGUAAUUACGCACGGGGACUACAGAUCCGCGGAGUUGCUCGUCGUGGAAACCCGCGGACAAAGAAAGGCAGGCAGACCGGAGUACAACAACUGACUUGAGAGGAGUACUGUUGCAGGGGAAACGGGUGGAAUCUGGAGUCGGAAGUGAUUUGUCUUCCCCCAGAAAUGUAACUUGCAAGCAGGACUUUUGGUGAAGAAGCCGGACAGGAGAAAAGGACAAAAAGUGGAGUGGUGAGUGGAAUCUGAACCCAAAUCAGCAUCCAGAUCCUCGGAGCAUGGAAGGAGUUGUCUGCGAGCUGUAAAAUGUUCCCGCUACAUCGAGAGAGGGAGCAGCCCAUCUUCAGUGCCAGAGCUCAUGUCUUCCAGAUUGAUCCAGCCACCAAACGCAACUGGCUACCAGCCAGCAAACACGCCGUCACAGUCUCCUUCUUCUAUGAUGCCAGCCGCACCGUGUACCGCAUCAUCAGUGUGGGCGGGACUAAGGCCAUCAUCAACAGCACCAUCACCCCCAACAUGACCUUCACCAAAACCUCCCAGAAGUUUGGCCAGUGGGCCGACAGCCGGGCCAACACCGUCUAUGGCCUGGGCUUUUCCACAGAGCAGCAGCUGCAGCAGUUUGCAGAUCAGUUUAAGGAGGUAAAGGAGGCAGCCCGUCUGGCCAGAGAGAAAUCUCAGGAGAGGUUUGAGCUGGCCAACCCUGCGCUCAACAUUGCAGCUCCAGAGGCCAAUACGACAGAGCGGAGCAGUAAUAUCCCAAUGAACUCAGUGCCUUUGUUUCUAUUUUAAACAUACACAGAAGCAUGAGGGAUUAGACGGAUGUCCAUCUGGCGGCUCCAUUAUUCUCGCAUUGGUUAACCCCAUUAAAAGAUUUCAUGCAUGACAAAUGGAGAUGGGAAGCAGAAAGAGAUGCGAGCUCUGAAGGUGUUUGGAGGGGCAGUAAUGGCUGGGACUGAAAGGAAGAAGAAGGAGGGCUCAGGAGAAUGGGGAGGAAAGAAAGGAGAUGUGGGGACAGAGAGAGGGGAGCUGAAUCAUCAAUAAUUGAAGUGAAUCUGGCUGCUGCUGAAAGGACAAUGGCCAGCUUUUAUCCUGCCGCGGUCUGUGAUUUCUUGGUGGACUUGAUAACACUGAGGACCAGCUGGAGAAGUGAAAGCUCGCAUGCAGUGGAAACUUUUCGUCCUUCACCUUUUUUCCACAAGUAGAUUAUAGGACACGUAUUUUUAAUGGGACAGCUCUUCUGACAUUUACAACACAAGUAGUACACACUCUGUUUGGGUGGCUGUGAUCAAACAUGGAGGGCAGUGUCCCAAAAGUCAACACAUGGCAGUGUCACAUGAUGACUCAACUUUUGCUUCAGUUUGGCUCUACUAAUCUUGUUUAUUUAGUAGGCCUGCCACGUAUCAUCAGUGAGUGUGUUGGUUGUUGUGGUGACAUGAAUUCAUAACAGGCUAAACUCUGUGUGUGUGAGUUGCACAGUGUAGAAGUCCAAACAAGGAGCCACUCAGCAGGUCUGAGAGACUGCAGAGUCACGCUGCCAACUGUGUCCCCAGCUCUGAGACACUCAGAUAAGAGCUGAUGGUUUGUCUUGUCUGUUUAUUUGGCGAGGCAGAGAGAAAUGAUACGACAAAACAGAGCAUCAAUACCGAGAAGGUCAACGGCACAAGAAGUCCAGUGGAAAAAUUGAACAAUAUUCCAUCAAACAAGCUGACAUUUAAUGUUAAAGUUCUAUUAAAUAUUGUUUCCAUCGAGGCCAUGGGAGCAUUGAUCCUGGACUGAGCUGCACAGAAGGAGGUCAAAGGGCAACUUUGAUCAGUAAUGUCCCCCUGAUUUACCUUCGAUCAUUAAACUUAAUUUAAUUAGUGUCUGUUCGUCUGUGAUUCAGUUUUAAUGUGUUCAAACUUAAGUUACUCUUUUGAUCACUCUAAUAUCUGUAGCUUUCUUUUUGCUAAUAAAUACUGUAUACUUGC